AUGUCAACUGCAAAGGCAACGAAUCUGUGCUCACACAGUGUGGCCACAGAGGACUGCCCUCCAGUGAGACUGGUCAACGGUCUCUCCAACAACCCCUGUUCAGGCAGGGUGGAGAUCCUCCUCUAUGGCCGGUGGGCCACAGUUUGCGAUGAUAGCUGGGAUCUGGCUGAUGCCCAGGUGGUGUGUAGACAGUUGGGCUGUGGGAGGGUGCUGUCUGCACCACAUGGGGCCACUUUUGGACCUGGCAAAGGGCCUAUAGGGUUGGAUAAUGUCAACUGCAAUGGCCAAGAAUCUGAGCUCACACAGUGUGGCCACAGAGGACUGUGGACCCACGACUGUGGUCACCAGGAGGACGCUGGAGUUGUCUGUGAAGCUGGCCCUCCAGUGAGACUGGUCAACGGUCUCUCCAACAACCCCUGUUCAGGCAGGGUGGAGGUCUUCCUCCAGGGCCAAUGGGGCACAGUUUGUCAUCAUGGCUGGGACCGGAAUGAUGCCCAGGUGGUUUGUACACAGCUGGGCUGUGGCAGUGCCAUAUCAGCCACCAACAAGGCAUAUUUUGGACCGGGAACAGGACCCAUCUGGUUGGACGAUGUCAACUGUGGAGGAAAUGAAACGUCAAUAACCGACUGUGAACAUCAAGGGUUUGGUUCUCAGAACUGCUAUCACACUCAAGACGCUGGAAUCAUCUGUGAUGCGGCAACUCCAGUGAGACUGGUCAACGGUCUCUCCAACAACCCCUUUUCAGGCAGGGUGGAGAUCCUCCUCUAUGGCCAGUGGGCCACAGUUUGUGGUCGUGGCUGGGACCUGGCCGAUGCCCAGGUGGUGUGUAGACAGUUGGGCUGUGGGAGGGUGCUGUCUGCACCACGUGGGGCCACUUUUGGACCUGGCCAAGGGCCUAUAGGGUUGGAUAAUGUCAACUGCAAUGGCCACGAAUCUGAGCUCACACAGUGUGGCCACAGAGGACUGUGGACCCACAACUGUGGUCACCAGCAGGACGCUGGAGUUGUAUGUGAAGCUGGCCCUCCAGUGAGACUGGUCAACGGUCUCUCCAACAACUCCUGUUCAGGCAGGGUGGAGGUCUUCCUCCAGGCCCAGUGGGGCACAGUUUGUGAUGAUGACUGGGACCUGAAUGAUGCCCAGGUGGUUUGUACACAGCUGGGCUGUGGCAGUGCCAUAUCAGCCACCAACGAGGCAUAUUUUGGACCGGGAACAGGACCCAUCUGGUUUGACGAAGUCAACUGUGGAGGAAAUGAACCGUCAAUAACCGACUGUGAACAUCAAGGGUUUGGUUCUCAGAACUGCGAUCACGCUCAAGACGCUGGAAUCAUCUGCGGUGCGGCAUCUCCGGUGAAACUGGUCAACGGUCUCUCCAACAACCCCUGUUCAGGCAGGGUGGAGGUCUUCCUCCAGGGCCAGUGGGCCACAGUUUGUGAUGAUGACUGGGACCUGGUCGAUGCCCAGGUGGUGUGUAGGCAGUUGGGCUGUGGGAGGGUGCUGUCUGCACCACGUGGGGCCACUUUUGGACCUGGACAAGGGCCUAUAGGGUUGGAUAAUGUCACCUGCAAUGGCCGCGAAUCUGAGCUCACACAGUGUGGCCACAGAGGACUGUGGACCCACAACUGUGAUCACCAGGAGGACGCUGGAGUUGUCUGUGAAGCUGCCUCUCCAGUGAGACUGGUCAACGGUCUCUCCAACAACCCCUGUUCAGGCAGGGUGGAGAUCUUCCUCCAGGGCCAGUGGGCCACAGUUUGUGAUGAUGGCUGGGGCCUGGCCGAUGCCCAGGUGGUGUGUAGACAGGUGGGCUGCGGGAGGGUGCUGUCUGCACCACAUGGGGCCCAUUUUGGACCUGGACAAGGGCCGAUAGGGUUGGAUCGUGUCAAAUGCAAUGGCCACGAAUCUGAUCUCACACAGUGUGGCCACAGAGGACUGUGGACCCACCACUGUGAUCACCAGGAGGACGCUGGUGUUGUCUGUGAAGCUCCCUCUCCAGUGAGACUGGUCAACGGUCUCUCCAACAACCCCUGUUCAGGCAGGGUGGAGGUCUUCCUCCAGGCCCAGUGGGGCACAGUUUGUGAUGAUGACUGGGACCUGAAUGAUGCCCAGGUGGUUUGUGCACAGCUGGGCUGUGGCAGUGCCAUAUCAGCCACCAACGAGGCAUAUUUUGGCCAGGGAACAGGACCCAUCUGGUUGGACGAUGUCAACUGUGGAGGAAAUGAAACGUCAAUAACCGACUGUGAACAUCGAGGGUUUGGUUCUCAGAACUGCAAACACGUUGAAGACGCUGGCAUCAUCUGUGAUGCUGCAACUCCAGUGAGACUGGUCAACGGUACCUCCACCAACCCCUGUUCAGGCAGGGUGGAGAUCCUCCUCUAUGGCCAGUGGGCCACAGUUUGUGAUGACGACUGGGACCUGGCCGAUGCCCAGGUGGUGUGUAGACAGUUGGGCUGUGGGAGGGUGCUGUCUGCACCACAUGGGGCCACUUUUGGACCUGGCCAAGGGCGUAUAGGGUUGGAUGAUGUCAACUGCAAUGGCCAGGAAUCUGCGCUCACACAGUGUGGCCACGGAGGACUGUGGACCCACAACUGUGGUCACCAGCAGGACGCUGGUGUGGUCUGUGAAGCUGCCUCUCCAGUGAGACUGGUCAACGGUCUCUCCAACAACCCCUGUUCAGGCAGGGUGGAGGUCUUCCUCCAGGGCCAGUGGGCCACAGUUUGUGAUGAUCACUGGGAUCUGGUCGAUGCCCAGGUGGUGUGUAGACAGGUGGGCUGUAGGAGGGUGCUGUCUGCACCACAUGGUGCCAGAUUUGGACCUGGACAAGGGCCUAUAGGGUUGGAUGAUAUCAACUGCACUGGCCAUGAAUCUGAUCUCACACAGUGUGGCCACAGAGGACUGUGGACCCACGACUGUGGUCACCAGGAGGACGCUGGUGUUGUCUGUGAAGCUGCCUCUCCAGUGAGACUAGUCAACGGUCUCUCCAACAACCCCUGUUCAGGCAGGGUGGAGGUCUACCUCCAGGGCCAAUGGGGCACAGUUUGUGAUGAUGACUGGGACCUGAAUGAUGCCCAGGUGGUUUGUGCACAGCUGGGCUGUGGCAGUGCCAUAUCAGCCACCAACGAGGCAUAUUUUGGACCGGGAACAGGACCCAUCUGGUUGGACGAUGUCCACUGUGGAGGAAAUGAACCGUCAAUAACCGACUGUGAACAUCAAGGGUUUGGUUCUCAGAACUGCGAACACGUUCAAGACGCUGGCAUCAUCUGUGAUGCGGCCAAUCCAGUGAGACUGGUCAAAGGUCUCUCCAACAACCCCUGUUCAGGCAGGGUGGAGAUCCUCCUCUAUGGCCAGUGGGCCACAGUUUGUGAUGAUGGCUGGGACCCGGCCGAUGCCCAGGUGGUGUGUACACAGUUGGGCUGCGGGAGGGUGCUGUCUGCACCACGUGGGGCCACUUUUGGACCUGGACAAGGGCCUAUAGGGUUGGAUAAUGUCGACUGCAAUGGCCACGAAUCUGUGCUCACACAGUGUGGCCACAGAGGACUGGGGACCCAAUACUGUGAUCACAGUGAGGACGCUGGUGUUGUCUGUGAAGCUGCCUCUCCAGUGAGACUGGUCAACGGUCUCUCCAACAACUCCUGUUCAGGCAGGGUGGAGGUCUUCCUCCAGGGCCAGUGGGGCACAGUUUGUGAUGAUGACUGGGACCUGAAUGAUGCCCAGGUGGUUUGUACACAGCUGGGGUGUGGCAGUGCCAUAUCAGCCACCAACAAGGCAUAUUUUGGAUCGGGAACAGGACCCAUCUGGUUGGACGAUGUCAACUGUGGAGGAAAGGAAACGUCAAUAACCGACUGUAAACAUCAAGGGUUUGGUUCUCAGAACUGCGAACACGUUCAAGACGCUGGCAUCAUCUGUGAUGGUAUUCCUGACAACAAAAACAAUCUGAAAUUAAUUAACCUCUGUCGUUCGGCCUUCGUCAUUCCCAUCAUCAUUCUGGUCAUUCUUUAUUGCUGGAGGAAAAAGAAGCAUCAUACAGAAAACCUUGAUUCUGAACUGAGUCCAAACUGUGACCAAGCUGCCACCAUCUAUAUGAAUGAGAGUCUGUUAGGACCCCCUCCUCUCCCUUUGGAGACCACUGACAUAGAACUCAACCCCAUAAGCACCUAGGAGGCUCUAUGGGAGACAUUGACUGUAGGUUUAAACUUCUGCUGCCCCUGAGAUGAACCCCGGUUACUGUGCUGACUCCAAGUGGACCCCUUAAAGCUGUGAACCCCUCUAUUCCUGGCUCACCUCAUCCUGACAGGAAGAGAGGGGGAGGGCUUUAUGACAGCCACAAUGAACAAAGGAGCCCCCUUCAUUCUUCCUCUCCCUUUACUUAGAAUGCCUGCAUUAUGAAUGUAUUCCAAAAUCACAUAUGUUGGUUUUUCAUUUGAAUGCAUGCUUAUUGUCUUAGUAGAAGGGAUUGUCAUUGUUCUCGUGCAUGUCACAUCUUUAUGUUAACCCAUAUAUGUGGUAUAGAGGUUUGAUUCCUGUGAUUAUACUUGGCUACUUUAUGCAUCGGGUGUUGUGAUUGGCCAGUGCAUGUGAGAGGCAUCCAACAUUUUUUGAAAAUAACAUGAAGCCUGAGUCCUUCGCAAACCAACUAAUGUUUUGCGCUUGUGCCUUUAUCUUUCAAACUUCAGCUUACUCAACCAAUAUUAUUUCCGUCUUUUCUGCCAUUCCGUCUUUUCAGGCCUCUUUUUUUUUUUUUACUUGUGAAUUGGGAUUCAACUGGCCUAAAAGAUUCCCUUUGGCCAAGUCCGACCUAGGUGAAUCUCACUGUUGGCGACAACCUUAUUGAAAUCCAUCUGACAAGAAGUGAUGGAUCGAAAGAGCGCUUGUUGUAGUCCAUCUUCGGAAAAUUGUAGUUUCACGCUAGCGACGCUCAGGGCCGUCGAUAAGGGGUGAAAGGUGAUGACGAUUCUAGGGGCCCACAGCCCAGGGGGGGCCCACAAAAAAAAAAAAAAAUUUUUUUUUUUAUUUUACUACCAGCUCAUAGUACUACCAUAGCCCCCCCCUCCCGUCAACAAUUUCUCCCUCGUCAACAAUUGCUCCUUACAACCCCCCCCCGUCAACAAUUCAGCGCAGGGGGGCCCAUCAGUAAAUCUUGUCUAGGGGCCCAGGAAUCGUAGCAACGGCCCUGGCGACGCUAGAGGUCAGCAAUACUCACUGCCGCACAAUUCAUUUUAAACAGGGCUGGCUCUUCCUCUGUUUGAAAGGAAGCAGCUUUUCAUCUCUCCUUCACCCGAUGACUUCCACAAAGGUUAAGGAAAGGUGGCAUAAAGAUUAGGAGAUUUGACUUUCUGAAUUGGGCCCUGGUAGCAGUACUGUUAUGCACAGGGGCGUAGCACAGGAUCUUAGUGCCCCAUGAAAGGUUAUCUAUAUGGGCCCCUAUGGUACGCAGGCCACAUUUUGUCCAACAUUCAUUCUAAAUCUAAUACAAUUAUUUCACGUAAUGUAGACAAUAUAUUGGGGACAUAUCUGCCCAAAGCUGGCACUGCUGCUUUAUUUUUUAUUAUUUACUUAUUUUCAAGAACAUUAUCUCUUUUCAUUGUUCAAAUAAUUUCUGAAUUGUUUUAAUUUUAAAAUGUAAUAGCCAAAUGCGAUGCUUCAUGACCUAUUGAUGAAUGAGAUAUCGCUUACAUUUCAGAGCCCUUUCAAGAGCCUUCCCUCUCAGGCUUAACUGUCCUCACCUUUAACCCAUUUGCCUCAAUGCUGGUUAUAAAAGUGUAAAAUAACAUCCAUAUUUGUUUCAUGUGUUGUAGAUAUGAAAGAGGAUUUCUGAAUACGUAAUUACAUUUAGUUUGUGAUGUAGCCUAUCACAAUUAUUGAAUGUUUCAUGAAGUUGUAUAGUUCUAGAUACAUGCACGCUUCUGAAUUGUAGUAGCAUAAUGAACAUAGUAGUUGCAGAUCUAUAUAAUCUAUUAUUUCUCUAUAGACAGUAUCAUGGUUUUGAAUAAUGUUUUUUGCACUUUGGUCAUUGGCGGCAUCAAGUUGCUUUAAAUGUGUUAUUUAAGUAUUUUCUGUUCCCUUGCUUUGCCAAUUAGCUCUGUCACCUGUGUCUUAUUGCUCCGGUCACAUGACCAAUCAAGCCAUGUAUUUAAGCCCUGAUUAUGCCUAUGUUUAGUGCUUAGUCUAUGAUGUGCCACGUUCGUACUCUGACCGAAGCUAAAGUCUUGUAUUGGAAAUUAUUAUUGAUCCCCUGUGUUUUGACCGCUUGCCUGCUCUCUGGAUUACCCACUUGGAUUUGCCCCUUUGGUAUGACGUUUUGGACUUUUGUCUUUUGAUGAGGAUCUAUCUACCUGUUUUUGAGUUUUCCUUUUGCCUUCUCUGUUGGACUUUUGGCUCUUUUUGGAUUUUGCCCUCGUUUUGGAAUUUGUGAUCUUCUUUGUUUUUGCCCAAAGACUUUGUUGUAAUAAACAACCUUUCAGUUAAACCCUC
Molecule: messenger RNA, 6465 nt
Organism: Gadus morhua (Atlantic cod)
Lineage: Eukaryota; Metazoa; Chordata; Actinopteri; Gadiformes; Gadidae
Product: deleted in malignant brain tumors 1 protein
Exons: 17
Coding region: 1-4152 (1383 amino acids)
Biological process (GO): zymogen activation
Cellular component (GO): plasma membrane
Molecular function (GO): serine-type endopeptidase activity
Source: RefSeq, a predicted model, not a curated record